Molecule: messenger RNA, 1314 nt
Organism: Oryza brachyantha (malo sina)
Lineage: Eukaryota; Viridiplantae; Streptophyta; Magnoliopsida; Poales; Poaceae
Product: pentatricopeptide repeat-containing protein At5g56310-like
Exons: 2
Coding region: 1-1314 (437 amino acids)
Biological process (GO): RNA modification
Molecular function (GO): RNA binding; protein binding
Source: RefSeq, a predicted model, not a curated record
AUGACCGCCGUCCUCCCGCCGCCUCUCCGCCCGUCGUCCACCGCGCCGCCGGCCCCCUCCGCCACGCGCACGCUGCACGCGAUCAACACCUGCACCUCCGCCGCCGCGCUCGCGCCCAUCCGCGGCGCCAUCCUCGGGGACCCCGCGCUCCUCCGCUCCACCACCGUCGUCUCCGCCUUCUUCCUCGCCUGCGGGCGCCUCCGCCACCUCGACCCCGCGCUCUCCCUCUUCGCCUGCCACCCCCGCCCCCACGUCUUCGUCUUCAACUCUCUCCUCCGCUCCCUCGGCCGCGCCCCUGCCUGCCCCCCGCUCCCGCUCUUCCGCCGCCUCCUCCGCCUCGGCGUCCGCCCCAACCGCUUCACCUUCCCUCUCCUGCUCACCCCCCUGUCCUCCCUCCGCGACCUGAGAGCCCUGCAUUGCCAAGUGGCCAAGUCUGGGUUCGCGCUCGACAGCCAUGUCCGCAAUGCCCUUCUCGCGCGCUACGCGGCAUGCGAUCCUGACCUGGCGCACGCUGAGCGGCUGUUCGACGAAAUGUCCCAAGCGGAUGUUGUCGCGUGGACCACUAUGAUCACCUCAUACAGGAAUCGAGGCCUCACCUUCCACGCUCUGGCGACCUUCCGGCGGAUGCUCUCUGCUUCUGUUGCACCCAACCGCGUUACCAUGGUUGCUGCUCUUGGCGCAUGUGCAGCCCAUUGUGCGGUUGACACUGGCAUCUGGAUUGAUAAGUACGUGCAGAAGCAGGGAUGGGAGAUGGAUGUUGUAUUGGGCACAGCACUGGUAGACAUGUAUGGGAAGUGUGGAAAAGUAUCAGACGGAAUGCGUGUGUUCUCAAAAAUGGCCAAUAGGAAUGUCUAUACCUGGAACUCUAUCAUUGGAGCACUUGCCCUUGCGCAUGAUGGCAAGACAGCAUUGCAGUGGUUCUCUUGGAUGCAGGAUGAUGGUGUCCAGCCAGAUGAAGUUACACUCAUUUGCGUUCUUUGUGCCUGUGCACAUUCUGGGUUUGUUGACACUGGGAAGGAAAUAUUUAACCUGCUCGUGCAAGGUGAGUAUGGGUUUCAACCUGGGAUCAAGCACUUCGGGUGCAUGGUUGACCUUCUUAGUCGCUCUGGACACCUUGAUGAUGCCUUUAGGGUUGUCGAGACAAUGCCAUUACAGCCAAAUGCAGUCAUAUGGGGCUUGCUAUUAAGGGGCUGCAAGGCCAGUGACUUGUGGGAGGUGGCAGGAAGCUCAUGGGAUCUUGCAUUGGAUGAAGAAGAAGGGGCUGAGGAAAGAUGCAGGAUGGAGCCUUCAGAUGUUAGAAGACAGGUCAAAUAA